AUGACAACUGGUACAAAUCAAUCAUUGCCAUCGAUGAAGAAAGAGAUGGCGGGAGACAUUCCUAUCCAUUUAACAUUAGGAAAUACGACACUAUCGCUUCGAGCAACAGGAGAAUGGGAACUUGACAAUGCAGCGUUACAACAGAUGAAGGAGUAUGUGCAAAGGCUAGAGAAGCGCAAUGAUGCGCUUGAGGUGGAGAAUGCAGCGUUGGAAGACAAGUACUUGCGUAUAAUGGAAGAGUGGCAUAUGGAAAAAUUCAAGUGUCAACUGCUGGUUGAGAUGCUAGCAGUAUCGAGUCUAGAUGAGGAAUCAACGAGAAUACAAGCAGAGCAAGAAAAGGCACGAGCAAUCAGGUUGAAAGCAGACAUAGUGGCAUUACUGGAGCAAGCGCGUAUCGAAGGGCUCGACAUGUGCAAACUGAACGUCGCACUUGAUGUCGAGCCGUAG
Molecule: messenger RNA, 447 nt
Organism: Peronospora belbahrii
Lineage: Eukaryota; Oomycota; Peronosporomycetes; Peronosporales; Peronosporaceae
Source: the annotation of a GenBank genome assembly